UUUUUACACACUAACUUCAAAAAUACCUUGACUGCGAAGACUGUCAAGACUUUCCACACCAGAAGGUGGCACUGUCCGUGUCGCUUUAUUUCUUCAACAUUUCCCGCCAAACACUUCUCAUGUUGCUGCAAUGGCGACCCGAGCCAAAUCAGGUCGUGGUCGGAAGCGCAAGGCUGAUGUAGAUUCAGAAGCAGCUGCAGUGGAGGAGAAGAUAGAAAAGCUUGAUGGCGUAGAGAAAAAAGAUGAAGAAACAGGACAAAGGGUCGUCAUCGAGCAUUGUAAAAGCUGACGGGUUUACGGGCGGAAUGCGGAAGGUGUGCGUGAGGCACUUGCGGCUUCCCACCCUGAUCUUCAGGUGGUACUCAAUCCACAGAAACCUCGGCGGAACAGCUUUGAGGUCACGCUGAUGGAGGGAGACAAAGAGAUUGUUUUGUGGUCUGGCAUUAAGAAGGGUCCUCCACGCAAACUGAAGUUUCCCGAUCCUGCUGAAGUGGUGUCUGCCCUGAAAAAAGCGCUAAAGAGCGAGUAGAGGUUAUAAGGAGACCGUCAGUCGUCUUUGUUCCUGGACAUUGGAUGCAUAAUGAUGUUAAUGGACUAAUGGGAAAAUUUCCCCGUCUGUUUUCUGAUGAGCAGCUCUGUUGUUCUGGACUGGAUAAUUGACCUUGCCUUGUUUCUUCUGUUAAGCUUUCAAACUCUUAAUGUUCUGUUUUGCUAUUACCUGUCUCUACUCUGUCAAUGUAUGACAAAUCACUUUUUUUUUUUUUUUUUACUGCUUGAAUACUAAUAAAGCUAGCAUGAUCUCCCUUUAAUCUGCAUCAUCAUUAUGCUAAUCAGUGUGGGGGAAAGUUACAAUAUUGUGUUACUCCCCAAAAAAUUAACUUUUUGCAUUACUUUUUAUUAAAAAAUAAUGAAUUGCA
Molecule: messenger RNA, 917 nt
Organism: Megalobrama amblycephala (Wuchang bream)
Lineage: Eukaryota; Metazoa; Chordata; Actinopteri; Cypriniformes; Xenocyprididae
Gene: selenoh
Product: selenoprotein H
Exons: 5
Cellular component (GO): Golgi apparatus
Source: RefSeq, a predicted model, not a curated record